Molecule: messenger RNA, 10224 nt
Organism: Labrus mixtus (cuckoo wrasse)
Lineage: Eukaryota; Metazoa; Chordata; Actinopteri; Labriformes; Labridae
Gene: rp1l1a
Product: rp1 like 1a
Exons: 8
Coding region: 15-7802 (2595 amino acids)
Biological process (GO): intracellular signal transduction; axoneme assembly; photoreceptor cell development
Cellular component (GO): axoneme
Source: RefSeq, a predicted model, not a curated record
UGUGAGAUCGCAGCAUGCAUUCGGUCCAGGAAGAGAUGUGGGACCCCCAGCCCCCGUCUAAACAUGCCUCACCCCUCCCCCCAGCACAACCUUCCUCCUCCAGCCUACACCGCCCCCAUGUGAUCGCAGACACCCCGGCAAAGCGAAUCACCUUUUACAAAAGCGGGGACAGCCAGUUCGGGGGCGUUAGGAUGGCGGUGCACAAGCGGAGCUUCAAAUGCUUUGACGCUCUGCUGGACGACCUUUCGCAAAAGGUGCCGCUGCCAUUCGGUGUGCGAACUGUGACAACUCCGCGCGGCACUCACACUAUCAAACACCUAGAGCAGCUCCAAGACGGUGGCUGCUACCUCUGCUCUGACCGACGCCAGGCUAAGCCAAUCAAUAUGGAGCUAGCCAGAAAACAUCCGGGUAUCUGGUACAAUGAUACCCGUAGGCCACAUCGUCCAGAAACCUCAUCCUCGACGGCAACCGCGCAUUUUCCUUACCGGCAGCGUCGGAUCCUAUUGGUCAAAAACAGCGAGCCGGGGAUAAGGAGGAGUUUGGUGCUGAGCAGGAAGUCAACGAGGAGCCUGAGGGCCUUUCUCGAUGAGGUUUCAGAGGUGAUGCAGUUUCAUGUCCGCAAGCUCUACACUGCAGAGGGACGCAGGAUUGAGAGUGUGCAAAGCCUGAUGACUUGUUCUGGAGUGUUGGUGUGUGUUGGCCGUGAAGCCUUCAGCCCAAUGCUCGUCAACUUCAUCAGGAAGAGCUCAGAUGAGCGACUGCCCGGUUUGAACAGCAGGUCCCCCGGUCUUGGCCCCAGGACGCCUGGGAAUGGGGCCCGAUCUCCUGGUACUCAAGGAUUAAGAUCCCCACCUCGUGGAGCUCAGUCCAGAGCCAGCGAGUACAGUGAAGUGCAUGAAAGCAGGAAAAAUGUUAACUUUGGUCUGGAAACAAAGAAAAGCAUCAUCCAUCCUCGUUCAGAUUCCUCAAACCGCUCUGCACGCUUCUCCCUGUCUUCAGAGAAGUCAUACGGCAACGGUGUUAGUGCCUACUCCCAGGCCAAGCCGGCCAUCAUGAAUGAAGACAUCGAAAAGCGCGUCCUGGUCAAUAAAGAUGGCAGCCUCUCGGUGGAAAUGAGGGUGCGAUUCCGCCUACACAGUGAUGAAACCCUCCAGUGGUCGACACAAAUCAAAAAGUCACCGUCUCUGACCAAUGAGUGUUGCCCGCUGAGCCAGGCCCAGCCUCAUUACCUGCAGCAGGGUCAAUCAGAAAGCUGCUCUGACCCUGAUUCCGCAUCUUACGAGCAAGAGGGCGUGCAUUGUUCAAGCCAAAUUCUGCAGCACGCGGCAGAUGGAAAUAGCUGCCCUUGCUGCUACCAGAGACAGGAGCAGCAGUAUGACUUCUGGGAAAACCCUGUACACAGCUGCAAACCGCCUCCUGUCCCUCCCCAGCAUGCACACAGCCACACCCACACCAUGAUGAGACACACACAUUCUUCCAGCUCGUCCUCGUCGUGUAACUCAAGGAGGGUCAUGCGUUGCCGAGCGCGACUUUCCAACUGCUCGGGUACAGAAAAACAACUGGUCCAGGAGGAAAUGUGUGUGACAGAGCAGGUUGAGCGUAGAGUGGAGGUCGAGCAGGAUGGAGAAACCCACGUAGAGGUGUGCAGGGUGAGCCGAUGCUCCAGCCGCAGUGAAGUAGUGGCCGCAGAUAGCAACCUGCGACCACAUAGCGGAAAGUCAAUAGAGGAGGAUGUCCUGAUGGAGGUAGAUGGGGAGCGUCCCAUAUCUGCAGUGAGCAGCUCGUCGCAUGUCCUGCAAUCGCUGAAAGAGGACCAGGAUGAUGUCCAACCCACUGGGCAUGAGGAUGGGGAAGAGAGUGGAAGCCGGGUAGUAUCCGCGGCCUCAUCCUGUCAUUGUGGAGAAGCCACCGUAGAGGAGGUGGAUCGAGCCCCCAGUUCCAAGUCCAAAAUGAGCACGGCCUCUUGCAGAUCCAGCAAAACCAAGAUCCAAAAUUCAGAGGAUGAUGGAACCGCAGAUGACGAGGAUGACGAGAUUAAGAGAGUUGGGAGUAGUUUAUCUGGUCACACAGGAAUAUCUCUGCAGUCAAGGGCUUCCAGUGUAUGUCCUGAUUGUGGUGGGUGCAAACGGGGGAGCAACUAUGUCUCCUCGAAGCCUGCUACACCUCAAUCCAACCGAGUGAUUGCCAACAACGGCAGUGAAAAUGAUGGCUCAGAUUUCUCGACUCAAUCCAACAAGACCAAUCUCACCAACAGUGGGCGCAUCUCUGCGAUAUCCAAUCUCCCAGAGGACAGAGCAUCCAGUGCCAUGUCCAGAAUGUCCAAUCCUGAGGCAGCGGGAAAAGAGGAAGAAAGGGCUUCGGGAGCUGGGUCUGCUACAAGCCACAGGUCAGAAAGAUCAGAUAAAGAUGGGCAUAGGAGCCCCAGUGCUAGGUCCGCCAAAUCCGGCAAGUCUCAAAAGUCCAACUGUACAGCUAAGUCAUCAGAUGUCAGGACAAGAAAAGAAGCUGAGGGAGAGAAUUCUGGAGAAAGAGCACUUAGCGCCUUGUCAGCCAAAUCUCAUGUGUCUUCAAAGACUAGUGCUUCAGUCAAGGUAAGCCUCCAGGCUGCCUCCCCAACAAGUAAUACGGCUGUUGAAGAGUAUAACACCAUCAAUAGAACUUCAAGCGCCCUUUCUGUUAAGUCCAAUGCCUCUGCCAAUUCUGGCAAGGUAGAUAGAAAUGAUAGUGUCCUAUCUGCUAAAUCAGCUAAAUCAAAUGUGUCAGUAAAGUCCGGCACAUCUCAUAGGUCCAAAUGCAGCCGCUGUUCAGGGGCAGUAUCUUCAGGGGAUAAGGCUGAGAAACCUGACAGUGCGGUACAAGAAGAAGAAAUGGAGGCUGAGGAGAGAGCAGGAAGUGCCAUAUCAGCCAAGUCCAAUCUGACUGCCAAAUCUAACAAAUCCCACAAGUCCAAAGCUUCUGAAAGGUCGCAUUCUCCCAGAUCUGAAACCGGAGGAGAUGGAGAAAAAAGGUCUGCAAGUCAAAUGUCUGGCAAAUCUGUUAAAUCUAACAUGUCAGCGAAGUCUUCAAAGUCGUGCAAGUCCAACAACGAUGCCAGAGAAAUUUCAGCACCUUCAAAAGAUGAAGAGGGGGUAGAAAAUGAGAUGGUGGAGGAGGAAUCGCAGCAGAGGUCAAAGAGCGCAAUGGCCGCAAAAUUGGAAAGUGAUGAGAGGUCAGCCAGUGCAACAUCCUUUAAAUCUCAUAAGUCCAAGUGUGAUGAGAACACAGGAAAUGGUUCAGAAAAAGGGGACAAUGCAGGGGAUGGUGAACAAGACAUGGACAGGGUAGCGAGUGCUUUAUCUGGUAAAUCAGUGUCAGGGAAAUCCAACAUCUCUGCAAAGUCCUCCAAGUCAAGGUCUCCAAAUCAAAAUGAAGUUGAAGAGCGGGUGGCUAGCGCUAUGUCUUUAAAGUCAACAUCUUCAGUAAGAACCAGUAAAUCUCACAAGUCAAAUUCAAGCAAGAAUCCAAAAUUAGUGUCACCAAGUCUAAAUGUGGUCACCAUUCAAGCACCAGAAGGGCCUGAUGGAGAAGGAAAUGAGACGAUGGAGAGAGCACAAAGUGUUGCAUCUGCUAAAUCUGUAAAAUCCAAUGUUUCAUCUGCUUCACUGCAUAAGUCACGCGCUGCCGAUAUUGCUGUCAUUGAAACUGCAGGUGAAGAGAAUACAAUUGUGAUCCACUCACCCAAACCUCCAUCUGAAUCACCCAGCCGUGCUCAUUCCUGUGCGCAACAGUUGUUGCCUUGUCUGGAGACAAGAGGGCCAAGUGCCUUGUCAGUUCAUUCCAAGACUUCUGCUAAAUCUGGUCGAUCCAAAUGUCGAUGUGGAGCAGCGUCAACACUUGAAAAUACAAAAGAGUUGCAAAGUGAAGAGGGUUCUGAAGUGGCUUGUAGCAUACUGUCAACCAAAAGACAGAGGAGAGAAUCAGGAGGUACUGAGCUACCACUGAGUCAGAACUCAGGAUCCGUCUCUCUUGGGUUACCGGAAGACACAGAAACAGGCGACUCAGACAGUGGCAAGUCCACUGUUUCUUUUAACAUGAACACUGAAAGUAAAGGCAGAGUGAAGACAACAACUCCCGCCACAAGCACAAAAAAGACAUCCAUGAAGGAAAAUGUGGAAGGAAGAGGGUCCACCCGGUCUAGAAAAUCCAAUAACAAUGGCGACAAAAGCAUUACACCUCCCAAAACUCCAGCAGUAGAUAUCCCAACCAUUGAAACACCAGGAGGGAUUGAGGAUAAAGGUGAAGAUGACCUUGAACCAAGAUGUGAAAGGUCCACUUCAACAGCUAAAGUUAGCAAUGCAGAUGUCCCUAACCAUAGGACCCCAACUGCGAUGUCAUCAGCAAGUGCUAAAGUUGGCAGCAAAACUAAAAGUAAAAAUCAAGCACCCAGUAGACCGGCUAGCAAGACUGAAGGGGAAGAAGAUAACAAAGCUGCCAGUGUCCACUCCAAGAGUCAGUGUUGUCUAAGGCCUGAGUCGGCAGCUUCAGCUCACUCAGGGUCAAAGGUUAAGGAGAGUAUAGGAGGGGAUCCAGCUAAACCAGACUCUAUGGAUGCUGUUAAAAGUCCCAAGGCCAAAUCCACUGGCAGCAUCAAUAGCAGGCCCCAAAGCAAAUCAGCACUGAUCAAAUCCUCAAGCCCCUGUCCCUUACACAACUCCAGACCGUCCAGCAAAGAGGAAGAUUAUAGUGAGAGCACUUUGUCUCACUCACUGUCAGCUGCCGACCUCUUAAAGGAAGCCAUUGCUGCACGUCCACACAGCCGUCAGUCAAAGGCCAGCAAAGCCAGCAGCAAGACAAGGAGCGAGAAAUGUCAGAGAAGUAGGAACCAGAGGGGUCAUGUGGAGUCACCGGAUUUGACGCCCGCGUGUUUGCCUAAUGCCUCCCCGAAUGAGGUCGUCAGUGAGUGGCUGGCAAACAUCCCCACUGAUAGUAGCAUGCUCACACUUGGAGAUGAGAUGAACGAGGAUGAGGAUUUGCUCGUCGAGAAGGCGAUGGACGAGAAACUUGGAGAAGAGGUGUCAAAGGAAGAGGAGAGUCCUGAAGAAGGGAGAGUGGACAAUGGGGAGAAUGUGGAGGCCAAAGAGGAAGAAGAAGAAAAAGUGGAGGAAGCUGAAUCGGAUGCAUUAGAGGAGAAGUGUUUGGAUCAACCUCCGGGUGAUAAAGUGGCAAAUUUGUCUUCCCACAACCAUCUAUUGUCGAGCAGGGAGUCUCUGCCGAAGAACUGGCAUUCUUCAGCUGCGGUGAUGAAAGUUCUACUGGGCUCUUCUCUCGGACGAUGUCGGAGCAUGCCAGAGGUGUCUCCAGUUUAUGGUCGCCGACUGAGCACAUCAGCCAGGGGGCUCUUGGACUGUUUGGCCCAGCUUCAGCUCAUCGAGCCCGCAGUGGGUCCUGAACGUGACUGCCAAAAGCCCCACGACCAUCAUUAUCAGGACAUCAUGACAAUCCUUCAAUCUCUCUGGCUGGCUGAACCAGAGAACAUCUCGACCAAGGACUCUGGCGGAGAUCAGAUCAGCCCUCCAAGGUCUUCCUCCGGGGUCGAUAUGAGCAGCGGUUCUGCUGGAUCAGGGAAGGAGAAUGGAAAUCAGGGUGAAGAUGAAACUAAUAAAAUUGAAGCUAAAGAGACUGAAUCUUUACAUGAAGAUGAGGAAGUGGACAAGGUUGCAGAUGUGGAAAAUGGAGAAAGUGAAGAACCCAAGGAAGCUGAGGCAGAGCCAGAGGAGACCUCAACAGAGCAGUUCAAGAUAGAUACAGCAGAAGAGCCGGUAACAAGUGAAGAACAAAACACAGUCCCUAACCCAAAAGCCACUGAGAAUCCUUCAUCAUCAGAAAAGAGCUCCGCUAACAGCAGCUCUAAAUCCCCCACUGAUAAUGAACAAGAGACACUCGAGGACUCUAGCUCAGGAACGCCACCGACUGUCCUCAGGGCACCACUUGCUAAAAAGCUAUCCCAACACCCCGAUCCGGUGUGGAUUCUACACCUCCUGAAGAAGCUGGAGAAACAGUUCAUGAACCACUACAUCACCGCAAUGGCCGAGUUCAAAGUCCGCUGGGACCUGGACGACAGCCUCAUCUUGGACACCAUGAUCUCCGAGCUGAAGGACGAGGUGAGCCGACGCAUCCAGAGCAGCAUUGAGCGCGAGAUGCAGAAGAUCCAGGGUCGGGCCGGCAAAGGGGGAAGGUCGCCUAGGCCACCGAUGGGUGGGAAUCUCUCCAGGGAGUCCACCAUGACGGAGAAAAGACGCCGAAUGUUGAAGGUCAUGAAGAACCAAUCAGUGAAGACCGCUGACUCGCUCAGCGAUGGAGAAAACACGACGGACUUCAGUGACCAGAGAAGCGAUGAUGAGUACUGCCCCUGUGAUGCCUGUGUCCGCAAGAAAAUGGCCGCCCGGCCUCUCAAAACAAACCCAUUGGCGGCUGAAGCGCCGGUGAUGAUGGAGUUCGACCUCCUCAAGAUACUGCAGCUUAAAAAGAGCCCGUUUCCAACGCCUGCCGCCAUGCCGCAAGUCGACGUGGUUGAAGAGGUGGAGGGGGAGAGUAAUUUAGAGGUGGUGGAGGAGGAAGAGGAGGAGGAUGAAACCAAAGAAGAUAUCAUAGCCGAUGUCGUUUUGGAGGAGACGAUCCCAGAGGAAGACGAGGAAAUGGAAGAAGAAGAAGAAGAUGGGGCAAAAGAAGAAGAGGAGGAGGUAGAGGCUGAUGAGGUGCAGGAAGAGGGGGAAACAAGUGGUGAGGAAGCUAGGGAAGAGGAGACCUCAGAAAAUGUAGACGAGGAGGAAGAGGCAGAAUGUCAGUGCCAGUCUGCAAUCGAUGAGGAGAGUGAUGAAGAGGAGGGAGAGAAGGAAGCAGGAGGGGAGGAGGAGGAAACGAGCAACAACACAGGUGAAGAUGAGACAGAGGAAGGGGAAACAGCAGGUAACGAGGAAGAGACGGGAGAUAGGGAAGAGGAGGAGGACGGUGAUGAAGAGGAAACAGCAGGUGAAGAAGAGACUACUGAAAAUGUCGAGGGUGAGGAGGAGGAGGAAGGGGCUGAGGAGGAGGAGUGUGAGGUGUCCGACUCCAAGCCUGAAGAAGAAGAAGGUGAAACAACUGGAAAGGAAAGUGAAGAAGAAGAAGAGCCAGCUGGGGAAUCAGAGGAUGAAAAAGAGGCGGCAAAUGAAGAAUCGACGCCGGAAGAGGAGUCUGUUGAAGAAAAUGGCGGCGCUUCAGGAGAGGCGGAGGAUGAAGAUGACGGGGAUGACGGCACAGGAGAAGAAAAGGAAGGCGAAAGUGGAGAGCAGGAAGUUGAGGCCUCAGAGGAGGAGAGAACAUCACCACAGGGCCAAGGGGUGACCGAGGGAGAGGAGGCCGAUGCAGAAGAUUCAGACGCUGACGCCAAACGUCCAAGUGACACUAGUGUGGACGAUUCAGGACAGGAUGGGGCGGGAGCCACAGGAGAAGAAGAGGAGAAUGAUAGUGGAGGAGGCGGAGAAGGAGAUGUGGUAGAAGAGUUCAAGCCGGAGGAAGGAGAGGAGGGAGAUGUGGAUGGAAACAAAAAGGAGGACGGGGCUCUGCUCCAGCAGUUUACCAGGACCUCUGUGGAAUCCCAGCCCGGCUCCUUGGAAGACAUCGACUCAGACACCCAGAAAAACCACAUGCAGUCCAUAGUGGUGCCCAAAAUGGCUGCUGGAGUAUCUACUGGUGGUGGCUCUGGCAACAGGAGGAGUCGCUCUCCUGCCAGAGUGAAACGCCGCAAACCCAAGACGAGCGAUGUUGAACUGGGUGACUUUUAAAAUCAUACAAAAACAAAAGACUGAAACACUUCAAAGCACUUUAUCAUUCAAGAUCAGGUGUAGGAGAAAUCACAUAUUUACAUGUAGAAUCUUGAAACUACCAACUUAUCCUAUUUUAUUAUAUUUAUAUUAAUGCUCUAUCUAUUUUCUAAUGUUAUGCUUAAAGGAUAUAUAUAUUUCUGAACUGUUGUACCAAUAAGGUAUAUUUUUGAAAACCAAAAAACACCCAUGGGUGUAUGAUGUGAACUCAGUUUUAUCUUCAGUCUACCACAUGAUUAUUUAUUGACUCAUAAAUAGCCAUAUAUACCAAGUACAUAUUGAGAUGUGAUCAAUUUUGUUUCUGGAAUAAUUUAAUAUUUUUUUUUGUUUUGUUUUUCCGGAUAUUGUGUCUUUUUUCGUCUGUGCUGUAUUCUCAGGGGUUUGGACAGCCAGUCUGUUUCUUAAAGGUAAUCUCCUAGGUGUUACUUAACCACCUGCUUAAAGCUAUAGUUGGUAGAAAUGACCCCUGAUUAAAUCUACUCAAGCUCUAUGAUGUAACCUGAUAACCUUACAGAAAAAAUCUGACAUUUACGGGAAUGUACUUGUCUGCUUUUUCUUUCUACGAGCUAGACGAGAAGAUCGGUAGCAACAUGUGUCUGCUUGGUAAAUAUGAAGCUAACAGGUUAGCUUAGCCGACAAAAACAUUGGAAAUGGUCAAUGGCAAAGUCAAAACUUCCAAAGAGAAAAACAUACCUCUUAGUCAUUUAAAUAUAGGCUACUGUGUUUAAUUCAUACAAAGACCAAGGUGUAGAAAUCUUGAGUUGUAGAGUACAGUAAUCUCAUUGACAUCGCCCAUUGGUUUCUGAAGCGCAAUUUGAAGCCCAAUGAUAGUGGUGGUCAUAUUGGAAUUGCUGUUUCAAACUGACUUUCGGUCAACCUAGCAACAGGCAACGAGGCAGGCCGUUAGCUUCCCGGCAAACAGUUACAACACGCCCAUCUGUUGGUCAGAUUAGCCACGGCCCUUACUGUGCACAACUUGAAGAUACGAGCUAGCUAAAGAGUGCUAGCAUUAGCAUGCUAACACAACAAUGCAGCGCAAGUUGUUUUGGUUUCAUUCUGGUGCUCAAGGGCGACAUCUGCUGGAUCAAAAAAUCGCAUAUUCUGCCUUUAAACCUUUAUAUUUCUUCUGUCAAAAUGGGCAUUUUACAGUACGUUCCAUUUACCUUGGAGCUCGGAUCAGAGAACAAUGUCACACCCAAGUUAAACGAAAUUCCAGUUGUGAGUCCGCAGCAAUGCAUAAAAGCAAAAUGGACGCCUCCAGGAGUAACUUUGUUUUGUUAGCUUAACAACACACUACGUGAUAGUGUGUGCACAGAUAGAAUUGGUUUGCACAAAAAGAGGACUAAGAUGCCGAUAAACACAACAGCUUAAAUUCGACUGUUGACGCAAGUAGCAGCCAUGUUGGAUUUUAGCUCGAGCUACUGAAGGUUCUCUGAGUUUCCAAGUCGGAAUUUUGACUUCCUGGUGACGUAUCAGAGUGGCAACUCCAAAUUUCCGACUUCCAAGAUUAAAUGGAACACACUAUAAAAGUGUAUGUUAACGGCUGUGCAGCCAGCCUCUAGUGGACUUCAUUCUACUGCAAUUCCACACUAGCUUUUUCCAUCAGCGCCUAAGGUUCUGCUGGAUUAAAAAAACAAUCUUUACAGUUGCAAUUAUUUUUUAAUCAUCCGGUCAGAACCAAGCUAGUUGCUUCACUUUGCCUCUGCUUUUUUUUUUUUUGCAAAAUAGCUCCAACUUGUGGCUUCAUAUCUUAGGCCGUGUUCACACUUGACUUCUUUCUUCAGAAAAAAGUGCUGCCUUCAGCGCCUUUUGAGCGCUUUUGCGCGAGUGUUCUGUAACCUUAACAACAGGAUCUAGUCUGCGGUGCAACCGUGCCGGAGCACAACGCAUCAAUUUAGCACAGAAAAGAACAAGCGGGACGGGAAGUCAGACACCGAUACAACAUUAAAACAUCCGGUUUAUUUUCAGAAUAACACCCUCCGUUUUGACGGUUCAAAAAAACAACUGUUUGUGUGUUUGUUUAUGUGUUUAUAAGGUUUUUAUUGAGUUUUAUACCACAAACAUCGUAUUAUCUCGUGCUGUCGCAAGUGAAUCUGUUAAAUUACCGCGGAAACUCCUUUGUCUCCGUACUCCAGCUGUCCGGCUGUGCUCUCCGUGCUGCGGACUGAGAAAGCAGCCGGUGGGUGUUGACGGAUGAGGAUGCACUGACCCGUAACAGACCGGAGCAGACACGCAAUGCACACAUAUCUGGUGGAAGUUUGACGUUUUUGGGCACAGGUAACUAGGGACGUAGGUUACUACUCAUCCUGAUUGGUCAGCUGUCAGAAAGGCGCUUGACGUCACCCAGCGCUUUUCUGAAAAGUUGAAAUAAUUCAACUGAAAA